Messenger RNA from Daphnia pulicaria, 4423 nucleotides. RefSeq lists its product as uncharacterized. The coding region runs from base 1302 to 3017 and encodes 571 amino acids. Lineage: Eukaryota; Metazoa; Arthropoda; Branchiopoda; Diplostraca; Daphniidae. The record is from RefSeq and is a predicted model, not a curated record. The transcript has 10 exons.
GGGGCGGGUAGGUGAGUCGGAUAAGGCGUCGCUUGGUGAUCGGGGGGCACCGGAGACCUGAGUUCGACUCUCCUGGUGAGCAUAGUUGCUCCCAUACCCGGGCACUACCACUACACAUACAAUACAGAUCUCUUCCUACACAGGGCACUAGCUAGUAAAAAUCGUACACAAUGAUGGUACUUCCAUCCCCCUCCUUGGGGCUCCUUCCACACAAUACAACACUUACACUGCUCACGCCAUCGAACAAAAAACCAUAGCAAUCUACUAUCGCCGGUGCGUAAGGUCAUCUAGAUUAGAAGACCAGUCUGUGAAUAAAGCAGACGGCACCUAAAAAUACCAAUACCAAUACCAAGCAUGAUACAAGAAAUACAAGUUUAUAAAAGAAGACUAACAUUUCAAAGAAAAACGGAACGAUCACUUUUUUGGACGUGGAUGCAUGGAAAUAAAAUUACAAAAAUGUGGGCAUGGUUAUGCGAACUUUGGUGCGCCAGCUUUUCAUGCUCUCCACUCCAUGCUGUUUGGCAGAUAUGCUGAGGCCUGAGCCAGCCAUCGUAACAGCUUGUGCUGGACCUCCAGUCAUAUGAUUUGACUGUUGACCUUCUGUCAUCAGGAACAAUCACAGUAUCGUCGCUUAGCAUCCAGCAUCCUCUUUAAUAAAUUGGAGAAACUUCCAGUGUCGACCGAGCUAAGGAUCUCAUCAAUUCCCCUUUCUUAAAUCCUCGUGUAUGCCCAUGUGAAUGUGGGUGUAUUCACGAGGACUCCCUUUACCCUAUCCCUGCUGGUCGUGGAUUCAACUUUUCUGUGGAUGGAUAGAGCACCUGGAUGUGGAUGCCUAGCUGUAUUUCCCUAUGUUUCAAGACUUUGCGGACUCGUCACAGAAAAAUAUAGUCGGGUAAUAGAAGACAAAUAUUAAGUAGACGUCGUCAUCUUCCUUCAUUAUCGUGUGGAACUACUCUUACUACUACUACUACCGCACAAACAUCACAUUUGCACCUGGACAUCAUCUAGAAAAUCGCCGCGACGACAUCCAGGAAGGAUUGAACAAGAAGCCGGACAGAAAAGCCGGACAGGACCGCCGGGGGAAAGAAAAAAAAAAGGGCCAAUCCAUCAAAAGUGUCUAGAAAAAAUGUUGUGAUGAUUCGUUUGUCCGGAGUAGUUGUCGACAACAAGUGAAGCAGAAGAAGAAGCAGUACACCCGAAUUUUUUCAAAGCUGGAUUCGUUGGCCGCCGCCGCCGGAUCGACGACUGCCGCCACCAGCACGACUGCCGCCAUCGCCGGAUUAUUGAUAGUCGGUAGGAAGAUGGCAGCUUUCGAAUGGGACUGCGAUUGCGGCUGGAGCGAAUGGGAUUUGGAUUCGACGGAAUGGACGGCCGCCAGCAGCAGUCCCGCCAGCAGCAGCAGCAAACGGCCCGCACCUCCUCCGCCGCCUCCGCCUUUCUUCGACCUGCCACCUCCACCACUGCCGCCGUCACUUCAACCUCCGCCGGAAUUGUGUUCGUCGGCAGCCGACCAUCCAUUGGGACUCGAAACUUGCCAAGCUUUUCUGGUAAGCGAUGCCGAGCGUCAGAUUCCCGUCGACAGCUCGGCUUCCACCGCUACUAUUGUCGUUCCGGCCGUCGUCGUCCUCUGCAUCGCCUUCGUCAUUAUCGGAUUCAUCGCCUGGAGGUUCCGGAAACAAAAGAUGAACCAGAAAGCGCUUCUACGUUGCCAACAAAAGACGAUCAACGGAGCCGGAGGCGUCGGAGUUGGAGGUGGAAUGAUGGACGGAAUGGUGCCGGCCUUACUGCAGGGCCUCAAUGGUCGUCAAGUGGCCGCUGGAAUAGCGGGUGUCAACGACGACGAAGAUGGCGUCUUCUACGAUGAACUCUCGUACCCUCCGCAAUUCCGCGCACCCAAUCACCCGCCCGCUUACGAGAUGAAGGACGUGCUGCUCGAGUCGACUUCACCGUGCCACUGCACCGCUCACCCGCUGCUGGGCAACGGGAGGAACGUGAGAAACGGCGGUUGCAACGCGGUCGGUCCCCGCUCCGGCGUUGGCGUUGGCGUUGGCGGUGGUCUGAUGCACUGCCAGCAGCAGCAGCAGCCGCACUACGUCACGUCGCCUUACCGCUGCGGCAGUCACUCGCCGCCCUCGUCGACGACGCCCACUAUCGACGACCAGCACGACUGCAGCUGGAUUACCGAGCCCGUCUACGAAGAGCUGCCUUCCGGCCCAGAAGAGGACGGACGAUUCUCGAGGGAUCAGCGCUCACGACACCGGAACGAUUCGGUCGGCAUCAAUGAUUCAUUACGCAGCCAAAGAGGUGGCUCUGCAUACCAGAGGCCUUCGAAUUACUGGAGUGGUGCGGAAGAGCCUGGGGAGACGGAUUUCUUUUUGCCUCCGUCGACGUGGUACCACCAGCAGCAGACGCAGCACAGCACUCCGAUCCUGAAGGGUCACAUGACCACUCACGGUCAAGUGAGGAAAGGACGGGGUGGCAUCCAGGCCGCUUGGAGGGAGAUGGAAUCGUCGCCCCAGUUGCAGCCGCAGCAGCAGCAGCGCACUCGAGGCACUUCAAGUAGCGCCAGUCAACCCAAUUCCGGAAGGAGGAAGCGAAAAGUCAAGUCGAUGAAGAAUCCCCCAGCCGGAAGCGGUGGUGGAGUCGGCGCUGGAUUGGAGAUUUUGGAUCAUCAGAAUCUCCACUACCACUGCACCGGACUGUACAGAGGUCUAUGCCCGCCGGAAGAACCACCUUUCAUCGCCGGAGAGAACGAUCCUCCGGUCGCUUCUCUGCUGGAUCAAGACAGUCCAGUGCCGUCGGAGCAGCUCAGCACGCCGACCAAAACGCAGCCGCGCUACUAUUACUAUUCGGAGAGCGACGACUACGGCGUGAUGAACCCGCCGUCGCGGACGCUGUCCAAUUCUCGGCGGGGAGUGCAACAGCAGCGCCAUCUGUCGCGAGUCAACCGAACCAUUCAGCCGCGCUCGCCGACGUCCGUGUCCUCGGACAACAACAAGAAUGUCGACCUCAAUUAGUUGACGUUGUUUACACUUUUUAACAGACAGCCACAGACACACACAGACACACAGACACACACAAAACACGCCAACCGCCACCGCACAAAAGCCAUUCCACAGAAAAUAACGACAACAAAAAAGAAAACCGACCAACAAACAGACAAUCCAUCCCCGAAAAAAAAAAAUUUCGCCCUCGAUCCUCUCUCCAUUCGUUCCUCCUACACACACACACACGUACGACGAUCGGAGAGAGAGAGAGAGUGUAGUCGAAUUUUUCUUUCAAAACAGUCGUUUAAUAAUUUACCGGUCGCCAUAAAACAUUGGGGGAGCAGUACAUUCUUUAUUUAUUUAUUUUUUUCUCUUUACAAAAAGAAAAGAGGAGUUUUUUUGAAACAACUAAUGAAUACCAAUCAUUUCGGCCACUUUGCACGCGGUGUAGCGACCGGAAAUAACUGAUGCGUUUUACUCCACUCUGUUUUUUUUUUUUUUUGAAAGAAAAUAAUAAUAAUACGAGAACCUCUUUCUCGCUCUCCUUCGUUUCGAGCGGUCCGGCGACAAUCAAAAACAGUACCGGCUAUCAGCUCGAAUUUCGCGGUUUAUUUUCCCCCCCUCCACAACUCGACUGAGCGCUACGCGCCGUGAAACCGACCGAAAGUUGUGAAAUAAUUUAAAAUUAUUUAACUUAUGGAGCAAGAAAAAUGAACGACUCCCCUGACUUUUUUUUUCUUUACGUUCUGUUUUCGACUUUCUUUUUUAGUUUUAAUGUUUGUUUAUAAGCGAAACAAAAAUUUCAUUUGAUUUCCAACCGAAUUCCGACAGAAGAACCGCGCACCGACUAUUUUUUAAAUUCAAACCGAACCUUUCAAAACAAAUUUCCAAACGAGAAAAAGCUCUUCGUUUACUUUUUUUCUCCUUUUCUGAGAGUUCUGUGUAUUUAAAAAAAUGAAAUUAAAACAUUGUCUGUUUCUUUGUGAACGUCUCACUGUGAUAUUAUCGAUGUGUUUUUUGCUUCUUGUCGAUUUUUCAUUAAUAAUAUUCUAUUUCAUUUCUUGUUUUGUAUUUUUGGCGGGGGGUUCGCUCAAUCUAUUGGAAGAAGUAGAAUUUGGCGAUUUUUGAAAGUGGGUGUUUUCUAAAUUAGACGGACAAAGAAGUGGUGGGCGUGACCGUCUUUCAUAAUCUUGACACUCGUACGCGCCCAUCACCCAUUUCGUGAGCACACACAGACAUACACACACAUGACUCCACCACCACCGAACCAAAUCACCUUCCCUAUAAAUAACGACAGGUGAACUAUUGCACAUGUUGGGUUUCCCGUUUCGGUCGAGAGAAGAGCAACAAUAAGUAAAAGCAGCGAAAAAAAAGAAAAAAGAAAAGGAGAAAGAGUUAUAAUUGGGUCAUGCUUCAUCCAUCAACGAUGGCCAACA